UUGAAAAUCUUCAAAAUAUGAGACAGCACUCAAAAAUACAAAAAAUGUGAUAAUAGGUUGUAAGUUUAGAAGAGCCCCUGAAAAUUCUACACCACGCUACACUAAAUGGGCCAAUUCCUUGACUCAAGAGCAUCUCAACUUACAAGUUUACACUUCACAUGGCCCCACAGUUAUCAUGCCAACAUGGUUUAUGCACAAAUCCAUAUUCAAAAAAGUUGGAGGGUUUGUUGAAAGUGACAAGGGAACACCUGAAGAUUUGAUAUUUUUCAACAAACAUCUUGAUUUGGGUGGAAAAAUUUGCAGGGUUGAAGAUUUUUUAUUGGUUUAUAGUUUUCAUGCAGAUCAAACCACAUUUUCAAUUCACAAAAACACAAUUUUCACGGUCAGAAUAGAAAGACUGCAGAGGGUAGUCCUGAACGAUUGGCCCCAUUUCACGAUUUGGAAUGCAGGUAAACAGGGUAGAAAACUGUACAAGUCCUUGUCGGAGGAGAACAGAAUGAAGGUGGGAGCGUUUUGCGAUGUGGACAGGAACAAGAUCGGACACAAAUACGUGCCGUUCGAUGCGGAAAAAAGGACAAACGGUACAGGCAUCGAUAUCGUCCAUUUCCGAGAUGCCCGGCCGCCUUUUGUGAUUUGCGUUAAAAUGGACACGACCGGAGGUGACUUUGAAAACCACCUUCGCGGACUGCAUUUGAAAGAAGGGACGGAUUACGUGAUGUUUAGCUAA
Messenger RNA from Phaedon cochleariae (mustard beetle), 727 nucleotides. The record is from the annotation of a GenBank genome assembly. NCBI's taxonomy places the organism in Eukaryota, Metazoa, Arthropoda, Insecta, Coleoptera, Chrysomelidae.